GUAACAAGCAUGGAUCAGACAGCAAAGGACAAAGCACUCCAGCACAUGGCAGCAAUGUCAUCAGCUCAGAUAGUCUCAGCUACUGCUAUUCACAACAAGCUGGGCCUGCCAGGAAUUCCCCGUCCUACAUUUCCUGGGGCACCUGGGUUUUGGCCGGGCAUGAUUCAAACGGGGCAGCCUGGAUCCUCGCAAGAUGUAAGGCCAUCCGUCCAGCAGGCCUAUCCUAUACAGCCAUCAGUCACAGCUCCCAUUUCAGGAUUUGAACCUACAUCAGCUCCAGCUCCCUCAGUCCCUGCGUGGCAGGGCCGAUCGAUUGGUACGACCAAGCUCCGGCUGGUGGAGUUUUCGGCUUUCCUUGAACAGCAGAGGGAUCCCGAAUCAUACAAUAAGCACCUCUUCGUACACAUUGGACACGCUAACCAUUCUUACAGUGACCCGUUGCUUGAAUCGGUGGACAUUCGUCAGAUUUAUGACAAAUUUCCUGAAAAGAAGGGCGGUCUAAAGGAACUGUUUGGGAAGGGGCCCCAAAACGCUUUCUUCCUCGUAAAAUUCUGGGCUGACUUAAACUGCAACAUUCAAGAUGAUACAGGAGCAUUUUAUGGAGUCACUAGUCAGUACGAGAGCUCAGAAAACAUGACAAUCACCUGUUCCACCAAAGUCUGCUCAUUUGGAAAGCAAGUCGUAGAAAAAGUAGAGACUGAAUAUGCAAGGUUUGAGAAUGGCCGGUUCGUGUACAGAAUAAAUCGCUCUCCGAUGUGUGAAUAUAUGAUCAACUUCAUACACAAGCUGAAGCAUUUACCAGAGAAAUACAUGAUGAACAGCGUGUUGGAAAAUUUCACAAUUCUAUUGGUCGUAACAAACAGGGAUACACAAGAAACCCUGCUCUGCAUGGCGUGUGUAUUCGAAGUGUCGAACAGCGAACACGGAGCACAGCAUCAUAUCUACAGGCUUGUAAAGGACUGAGCAGUUAUUUAUAUAUACAUUCAUUUCACUUCUUUAUCAAAACACAGACUGUAAACCUCAACACUAAGUGGCAGUGCCUCUGGCCCAACUUUCACCCACGUUUUUCUAAAGCCUGUUUUAGUGAAGUCAUUUUUAAUGUGUUCAUAUAGAAUUGUAGCUGUGAAAUUCUGGUACAGUUGUAAAAAUUAUUUCUAAAACUAAGUGUUCUUCAAAUUUGUAAACCACAGUUCUUUGGGAAGACUGUAUUUAAGAACCUAAUGCCUCUGUCUGUGGAGGCCUAUUUUUAAUUCUGAUAGAAAAAAGUAUGACAGAGCAUUUGCCAUGGGAAAAAACUGACAGCAUUUAUAAGAAUUUAUUUUGGGUUUUUUUCCAACAUGAAAUACUUGUUUUACAAUGCAAGUGAAAUUGAAAUGAAUCUUUAGCUAUAACUGUAAAUGAGUACACGAAGUUAAUAAUCUUUAUAGAAUUAUCUUUGUAACUGAUUAGGGUGGAAGAUAUGGACGAAUGUAAUUCACUAAAUUAUUUUUUAAAAUGAAACGUUUUUCUGUUUGAAACCAAAUGAAAAAUAUAGCCUU
Messenger RNA from Eurypyga helias (sunbittern), 1538 nucleotides. RefSeq names its product TEA domain family member 1 (SV40 transcriptional enhancer factor) (gene TEAD1). Lineage: Eukaryota; Metazoa; Chordata; Aves; Eurypygiformes; Eurypygidae. Gene Ontology annotation, cellular component: transcription regulator complex. The record is from RefSeq and is a predicted model, not a curated record. The annotation marks the transcript as partial. Gene Ontology annotation, molecular function: RNA polymerase II cis-regulatory region sequence-specific DNA binding; DNA-binding transcription factor activity, RNA polymerase II-specific. The transcript has 10 exons. Gene Ontology annotation, biological process: embryonic organ development; regulation of transcription by RNA polymerase II; hippo signaling.